This is a messenger RNA of Carassius gibelio (silver crucian carp), 624 nucleotides long. Its product is annotated as glycerol kinase-like. Bases 1 to 297 code for a protein of 98 amino acids. NCBI's taxonomy places the organism in Eukaryota, Metazoa, Chordata, Actinopteri, Cypriniformes, Cyprinidae. Gene Ontology annotation, biological process: glycerol-3-phosphate biosynthetic process; triglyceride metabolic process; glycerol metabolic process. The transcript has 4 exons. Gene Ontology annotation, cellular component: mitochondrion. The record is from RefSeq and is a predicted model, not a curated record. Gene Ontology annotation, molecular function: glycerol kinase activity.
AUGUUCAGCUGGGCUGAGGAGGAUCCAAAAGAGAUUCUUCAGUCUGUGUAUGAGUGCAUGGACCGAACCUGUGAGAAACUGACCCAGCUCAACAUUGACAUCUCAAACAUUAAAGCUAUUGGUGUGACCAAUCAGAGGGAAACCACCCUUGUUUGGGACAAGGAAACAGGAGAACCACUUUAUAAUGCUAUAGAUGGAGCCUCUGUACUGGUCAGCUUGGUCACUUGUUCAGUACUUCACCAUCAUCACUUCCACAGUCCUGUGAACGGUGUGUCCUUCUCCCCGAUGGAAAGUUAAUUAUUACACACAGCACUUAUUAUCUUUAUAAUAUGAUUUUAUGCAUGAAAGUAUUCACCAUCAGGGCAUCCAAGAUGUAGAUGAGUUUGUUUUUUCAUUCCGUAUUUGGAGAAAUUUAGCAUUAUAUCAUUUGCUCACCAGUGGAUCCUUUGCAGUGAAUGGGAGUCCAAAGAGCUAAUAAAAUCAUCACAAUAAUUCACGUCACUUCAAAUCAUUGCUUCAGGCCUUAAUUGUAAUAACAUUCAUUAGUGAAACAGUCCAUCCACUGUUGUCGUCUCAUAUCAAAAUCCACUCACAUAUUUGUUUAGAUCUGUUUUGACUUGUCAA